Corythoichthys intestinalis (scribbled pipefish) is the source of this 4805-nucleotide messenger RNA. RefSeq names its product NT-3 growth factor receptor-like. The transcript has 18 exons. NCBI's taxonomy places the organism in Eukaryota, Metazoa, Chordata, Actinopteri, Syngnathiformes, Syngnathidae. Gene Ontology annotation, molecular function: neurotrophin receptor activity; neurotrophin binding; transmembrane receptor protein tyrosine kinase activity. The coding region runs from base 1 to 2478 and encodes 825 amino acids. Gene Ontology annotation, cellular component: axon; plasma membrane; signaling receptor complex. Gene Ontology annotation, biological process: cell surface receptor protein tyrosine kinase signaling pathway; protein phosphorylation; multicellular organism development. The record is from RefSeq and is a predicted model, not a curated record.
AUGUAUGGAUUUGAAGCUUUCUUCCCAUUCAAUGUCUACCGGCACUCCAAAACCUGGCACUACUGGAGGCUGUUCUUUGUGAUCAAAAUCUUAUUUCCCAUUUACCUUAACUCUUUGUCGGACUGCCCACCCACCUGCACCUGCUCACCCAAUGAGAUCUAUUGCAAGAAAUUGGACAACGGCAGUUUUUUAUCGCCUCCUACGAGCUCUGGAAAUAUUUCUAGGAGCGCCGAUGACCUUUUCCAGAACAUCACUUCAAUACGUAUUGAGAACUGGACUGGCGGCCCAUGGACAUUGACAAAUGCUGAUUUAGAAACCUACACUGGCUUGCAGAGGCUGACCCUGACAAGGAGUAGCCUGCGUACAAUCCAGCCAGGUGUUUUCUCCCAAAAUCCCCAACUAAGCUACAUAAACCUGUCCAAAAACCCAAUGCUGACUACAUUGCCAUGGCAGAUUUUUGAAAAUCUACAGCUCAUGGAACUACAUUUAGAAGAUACUAUCUUUGAUUGUGGGUGUGACAUCCGUUGGCUCCAACUAUGGCAAUCAAGAGGUGAUGUAGGUCUAAGUAGUCAACAAUUAUACUGCUAUAAUGGCUCGGAGAAGAUACUACUGCAAGAAAUGAACAUAAGCAAAUGCGACCUUCCGGGUAUCACUGUAAGCCACAGCAACCUCACAGUUAAAGAAGGUGAAAGUGUAACUACAACAUGUAAUGGCUCUGGAUCGCCAUUACCUGAAGUGACCUGGCGUGUUCCAGAUUUGCACUUAAGUGAUCCAGAAGAGGUCAGAAUCGACGAAAACAACACUGUUCAUUCCAUUACUAUCACUUUGGUAAAUGUCAGCAGAGAUGACAACAACUACCUGCUGACCUGUACAGCCACCAAUGUCGUAGGCAUGACCAACGUUUCCAUCCAGCUCAGUGUUCACUUUCGUCCUUCGAUUGUAAAGCUGAAGGAGCCGGAACGUCGACAUGACACAUGCAUAGAAUUCACAGUUAGAGGUUCACCUCUCCCAAAAUUAAGAUGGUUCCACAACGACAAGGAAAUAUCCCACACUGAUUAUUUGCGUCUUGAUAUGGCUAUUUACCAGGACGACAUUGAGGGAUGCCUUACAUUUAAAAACCCAACACAUUACAACAACGGCAACUACACUCUGGAGGCAAAAAACUACCUGGGGGUGGUCAACAGUACUGUCUACGGGCAUUUCCUAGACAGGCCCCACGAUGUUACAGAAAAUGAUUAUGAUUAUGCAACACCAACGGCAGAAGUUCACAACCCCCACAAAGAUUCUUUUAGGGUUUCUAUAGCAGUUGGACUUGCAGGGUUUGCUUGUGUGAUGCUCCUGAUUAUCUUCUUCUUGAUCAAUAAGUAUGGGGGAAAUUCCAAGUUUGGCAUGAAAGGUCCAGCAGCAGUGAUAAGUGGAGAAGAUGAUUCUACAAGCCCACAUCAUCAUGUGAAUCCAGGGAUUUUCAGACCAUGUACACUGGAUGGUGGGCUAGAUUCUGUUACAAUUGGUCUGAACAAGAUUCCCAUUAUUGAAAAUCCACAGUACUUCAGACACGGACACAACUAUAAGAAACCCAGCACCAAUGUUCAACAUCUAAAACGAAGAGACAUCAUUUUGAAGAGGGAGCUUGGAGAAGGAGCAUUUGGCAAAGUCUUCUUAGCAGAAUGCUACACUCUGUGCCCAAAAAUGGACAAAAUGCUUGUAGCCGUAAAGACCCUGAAGGACCCCACCUUAUCAGCUAGGAAAGACUUUCAACGUGAAGCUGAGCUGCUGACCAAUCUCCAACAUGAGCAUAUUGUGAAGUUUUAUGGAGUGUGUGUUGAUGGAGAUCCACUCAUCAUGGUGUUUGAGUACAUGAAACACGGAGAUUUGAAUAAAUUUCUCAGAGCCCAUGGACCUGAUGCCAUGAUCCUGGUGGAUGGACAGCCACUGCAGACUAAUGGGGAGUUGGGUCUGUCCGAGAUGCUUCACAUAGCCAGUCAGAUUGCAGCAGGAAUGAUUUACCUUGCAUCCCAACACUUUGUCCACCGUGAUUUGGCUACCAGAAACUGUCUGGUAGGGAAUGCCCUCCAGGUUAAAAUUGGAGACUUUGGCAUGUCAAGAGAUAUUUACAGCACUGAUUAUUAUCGGGUGGGAGGUCACACAAUGCUGCCUAUUCGCUGGAUGCCUCCAGAGAGCAUCAUGUACAGGAAGUUUACCACAGAAACGGAUGUGUGGAGCUUUGGAGUUGUUCUAUGGGAAAUCUUCACAAAUGGCAAACAGCCCUGGUUCCAACUGGCCAAUAAUGAGGUGAUUGAGUGCAUAACUCAGGGCAGGGUACUUGAGCGCCCGAGGCUCUGUCCCAAAGAAGUCUAUGAUGUAAUGCUUGGUUGCUGGCAGAGAGAACCACAACAGCGCCUUAACAUGAAGGACAUUCAUAAGACCCUAUUAUCACUGAUGAAAGCCGCACCAGUUUAUUUGGACAUACUUGGUUAAGACACAACAAGGUUCCUGGGGUUCACUAUUAUGGAACAUUUGACUUAUGGUGUUCCUUGAAGUUGUAUGUAUGUUUCUUUUUGAAAGUGCUGUUAUACCAUUGUAUGGACACCAUUUACAAAACUCGCUGAUUUUUAUCCAUGUAAUAAUAUACUGUAUUCCCUCAGAACACAGCUGUAGGUUUGACUUUAACACUGUAAUAAUUUUGCCCUGAUGAAAGCUUUAGGAAUUUAGCCUGAUGUAAUUGGAUCUUGAGAUUCAGAGGAAGUAUAAAAUAGCAGGGUUAAAACAUAAAAUAUACAGUAUAUGAUUUUCAUAGACUUCAUAAUGAUAUUGACUGGACACGGGGCCGAUUAAUAGGGGGCCUGCAUUGUUGGCAUGGCCGUCAAAGCUGAACGAGUUGAAUCACAGACAAAGAACUUUUUUCGGUGAAAAUUCUUGAAAAUAAAUGCUUAAAUCCUUGAAUUCUUUAUUGAUAUGGACAUAAAACAGUCUCGAUUCUUGGUUAAAAGCAAAAAAACGUGCAGUUAGCAUUUAUUUUACGUAAAUAUGUCAAAGAAUGAUGCUAGUCUGUUAGACAAUUUGCCAACACCCUUAAAAAAAAACGUUGAACAUUUUUGUGAAAAGACGAAAAAUGUAAUAAUUACCUUAAAUCCUCGAACAAAUCACUUCUGAGACCAUCCUUCCUCUUUGUAUGCGGUACAGCUUUCGUACUUUUUCAACAUAAAUCCGGAGUUGGAUCGCUGCAUGUGUCGCCGCGACCGACUGCGAAUAACUGAAGCGGAUUGUGGGAUGGCCCCCUACUUGAAGGCGUGGCGCAGUGAAGGUCAAAUCUUACCUGUCAAUAUCAUUAUGAAGUCUAUGACAUUUUAUAUGUUUAAGAAGGCACUCACUUUUAAAAAUCAAAAACAUAUUCAACUGGAUUUGGAUUUAACACUCAAAACUCAGAGACGCUAAUUAUGAUGAUAAUUAUUGGAAAACAUUUGCCAAAGGCUCCUCAACCAUACGCAGAGAUGCAUACUCAUUAGAUUGAUGGACGGGGCCAUACAGUCCUGGGCCGGCUCCCCCUUGAUUUUAAUGCAUCACACACCAAGGUUGUAGGAUGGAUGGGGCCUGUUGGGGGUGAGUGACAUCACGGUUACCUCCUUAUGGCAGGCCCCGCCAUUCUUGCACCUCUUUUAACACACCACAUACAUCAUAUUCCACGAGAUAGCUCCAGCAAGGGGCGGUGGGACAGGUGGCUGGGUAGAAUUUCCAUGCAACGGUCCCACUGCCCCAAGCAGGGCUCUCCUAUUUUAAUGCAUACACUGCACUAUCCUCCCCACACAUUCCCAGCACCUUGCUGGGUAAUGGCUGCCAGCCGGGGACCUGGCAGCCACAGUAAUAGGCUGGUAGGUGGGUCCAACACUUUUUCUCUAUGGCGUGGCUCCCUGGGCGUGGCCUCCUCUCUGCCUGGGCUGCCGGCUGGGGGUGGGAGGAGGUCGGGGCUCCUAUCUCACGUCGCUCCGCGGCAGCUCCUUGGCGUUCUCCUGCUUCUGCUUCCACUCUAUUCUCUGCCUGGGUACCCGGCCUGUGUUCUGGCGCGGGUCGCUGGCUGGAUGCCGGGUGGGUUGACUGGGUAUCGCUUGCUCCGGCGGGGGGCCCUGCCCUGGGCUUGUUGGGCCGUUGGGUGUCCCGCGGUGUGCCGUGCUGGUUGGGGAGGCUGUUGCUCGUGGGCACGGGGGGUGGUGGUGCCUCCCCUUAUCCAAUCCCUGAAGGCCAGUUGAUGAGGGUGCGGGGGGCCCGGCUGACUUUGUAUUGUGAUAAUCAAUGUUCAACAUCAUGUAACUGUGUGAGAAAAAAACGAUAUUCAGUCAUUUAAUAAUAACCAGGUCCAAGUUGGAAGGUCUUGAAUAUAAUAAUUGUACCGGAAAAAAAGCCCAAUACUGUGCACACUCUGCCCAGCAUUCAUUUUCUUUCUUCUUCUUUCUUUGAUAGAAUAAGAAAAAAAGGCUUAUUCUCCAGGGGAUGGCCCCGAGCGAAGAGCGGGUCAGAGUUUAUAUGAGAGAGUUCCUAUGCAAAUAAGCAAGUUCUUCCCAGUCACCAUGAAAUCAUAGGCAGUUGAAAAAUACAAAGUGUAAACAAUAAAUUCCUUUGUUCUCCUUAUCAUAUCUUUGAGGAGGAGAAUUCAAAUAUUUACAGAAAGUAGAAUGGCACUUUGUGAACAAGCAUGCAGACAGUAACAGAACAGCAAUGAAUGAAUAUGUAUGGUUAUCGACAACUAUACGUGAAUAGAUGAGAAUAUAUCUACACUUUCUGAGUACAAAAAGGACAACUUUGAUGUGACU